AUGAGCGAUAUCGUCUACGUUUCACCGCAGCUGUACUUACUUUCCAAAAAAUCGUGGAAAACUGAUUCGCAAAAGGCUGGUUAUAUACCAAUAUUACGCGCCGAUGUGCCUAAGUUCCAGCAGUCGCUACAGAAACUGAACGGAUCUGCGAAUCUCCAGCAGAAAAUAAUCGAUAAUGGUACGCCUGCUGAAGCUAAAGAACCAACAGUUAUUCUCUCUUCAAGCUCAACGGCCGAAGAAAACGAAGCCGCUGGUUUGAAGGGUCGAUAUCAAAGCUUGAAGCAGUUCUUCCCCAUUGGAUUGCAACAGCAACUCCAUACAAUCUCCCUACGGGGACUGCCGAAUAAGCUCUCGAAUGAGGGCUUGGAGCGUUUUUUGACUGAAUGUAUCAAACGUAUACUGACAUGGCAAUGUAUUGAAGAAACGGUUAACAUAGAGAGCUGGACAAAUGUACGGUUUUUCGAGUUACAGACGCAGGAUGUUUAUUUUAGAUUUGGUCAGAUUGAUGACAAGGUGUAUGCUAUGCUGAGCAAAUCACUGGAGAUUUUAUUUGCCCCAUCAGCCGAUGAAUCUGGUAGAUAUGCAGUCGAGUUCCACAUUGACUCGAAUACAAGGCUGUUCGUUCAAGAUAGCAACGUAGAGGCAAAGCAAGAAGGCCAGGAGGAAAUCAGAAAUGAAUUGCUAAAGCUCCUGAAGACACUGGAAGGCUCUGAUGACAGUAGUGGUAAGACUGACGAGAGCGUUUUCGAUCACUUUUCGGAUUAUCAAGUAGACCUCAAUACCCUGAGCGACCUUCCUUCAGAGUCUUUACCACAGUUGUGCAAGGAUAUCAUUGAUUUUCGAACAAGAGUGGUGAGUAUUGAGAGGGAGAAAAGGGUACGCGAAUCUUAUGAAGAGAACAGGCGCAGGAAACAUCAAAUAAUGAGAAUAUUCGAUCAGAUACGGAAAAGUGCAAAAGAUAAGUCAGGCCCUGAUGAAAUUGAAAGUGAUGAAAGCGACGAUGAACAAACCGAGGAUGGAGGCACUAAUGAGGACGAUCUUUUGAUCGAAAGGCAACGGCAAGACCGUAUCAAAGAGGAGUCACACUUGAGAUACGAGGAAGCUGUUCGCAAGCUCCAAAACGACAUAGAGCCUCGAUUAAUUUCGCUACAGAGAGAAAUUUCAAGACAGCAAAACUACGAGCAGACGCUGAUCGCCGAAAGACCGCUUCAUUUAAAAGAACUGCUACACCGGGCCAGCGACCCCUACUACGAUCACCACAGGUCUUUCAAACAAGCUGAAGAAGAAAAGGAUGCUGCCGAUCGAGACAAAUACGGGUCUGAAGAGCCAACAGAAGCCUUGCCACCAAGCGCUGAGGCCACUUCCAAGGCCGAGAAACACGAGAAACAACCAGAGGAGGCUCUUGAAGCCGCCUCAGAGCAAGUCAAGAUCAAAUUUGCGUUCAAAAAGGCCAUUGAAAAAUCAGUCCUCGAGGCAAACGAUGAAGAAGCGACUCGAGACCUACGGGAAAACCAGGAAUCGCAAACUCUCGCGGCACAACAGCCUCUACCAGAUGUCUUACCCUUCCAAGACGAGCAACUCGAUUCCUACAUAGAGAAACUCAAGGAGAGCCGCCUAGUGGAUGAACUAGUCAAGGAAUAUCUCGGUGUCUACGAAGAUGAGCUGGUCCAGUACAUUCUCGACAACAUCCGCGAGCACAAGAGUAAACAGGUCCUAUUGGACGAGCUAAAGGAAACAUUUGACGAAGAAGCAGUCACCAUUGUCGACGCGAUCUGGUCCAGCAACAGCUGGGUAUAA
This is a messenger RNA of Torulaspora globosa, 1797 nucleotides long. It is a transcript of the gene SNU71, whose product is annotated as Snu71p. The coding region runs from base 1 to 1797 and encodes 598 amino acids. Gene Ontology annotation, biological process: mRNA processing. The transcript has a single exon. The record is from RefSeq and is a predicted model, not a curated record. Lineage: Eukaryota; Fungi; Ascomycota; Saccharomycetes; Saccharomycetales; Saccharomycetaceae.